AUGAAAUCACUCAAUCCCCAACUCCGCAAAAAGGGCCUGGAGAUGGUUCUUGAGGAAACCGUCGACCCGGGGCUGGGAACCGUCUACACUUUCCAGUCGGUCAAACCGGGCAUGACGAACAACGACGUGGCGUACCGCUUGUGGUAUGCUGGAGAGGUGUUCAAGUGGAGUGCGACGAGGAGGAAGGCCAUUGACAAGGCCGCGAAGAAGAUCAAGGCUCGGGAGGAGAAGGAAGGAAAGGAGAGGAAGCGCGCGGCGAGUUCAAGUGCGAGGGCGAGUUCAACGUCGGGUUCUAGCUCCGGGGCGAGCUCAAGUGGGAGCGGUGAGGAGUGA
Molecule: messenger RNA, 333 nt
Organism: Fonsecaea multimorphosa CBS 102226
Lineage: Eukaryota; Fungi; Ascomycota; Eurotiomycetes; Chaetothyriales; Herpotrichiellaceae
Exons: 1
Coding region: 1-333 (110 amino acids)
Source: RefSeq, a predicted model, not a curated record